UAUUACUCAUUGGCUGGAGCGCUGGGUUCCUAAUCUGCUGCUGGCCAUGCUUGCGCAGCCGCCAAUGGCGGAGCUGUCCGUGGGGUCGUCGUCGUCCAGGCGACAUCGGUCACCGUUGGCUACGAGGAGAAGCAGCGCAUGGGGAUGCCUUGGAGGCGAGCCGUUCAAGGUGACGCAUGGAGUUGACCUGGAGAAGACCGGAACCAUGCGGGGUGUGUUCUCUGGGGCGCCUCUCCUGGGAGUAGGCACGAUGUGCUACCCGCUUGUGCACAAGACAGGGCUUGGAUCUUUGCUUACGGUGAGGUGCUCUAGUCCGUUUGGCAAGAACUUUUACAGGUAGUGCCUAGAGCGUGUGGACACGUCGGAGAAGUAUACAUUGAAAUUCCACUUCCGUGAUGGUGAAAUCCGUGAGAUAACAAGGCGGGACGUAGAGAGAAUCAUGGGGGUUAAGUCUGGUAGUAGGAAGAUUAAGCUAGGGACACCAAAAGAUAAGGGGAAAAAAGUUGAGGCGGUACAGAAGUUGUUGAAUCUACGGAUGAACGGUAAGAGAGGCAUUAGCAUAUCAGAUCUGAAGAAAACUCUUCAGAUUUGUGAUGCUUACGGCGUGAACAAGGAGACAAGUGGGCCGAUUUUGGCAGCAUACACGUUGUUGUCUUGCUCAACUUUAGUAUCCCCACGUCCACCGAACGCAAAUGUGCCAGAUGAGCUGCUCGCUUGCGUGGCAAAACCAAAAGAAAUAUGUGAGUACGACUGGGCUGGGUACAUACUAGACGUCCUGUGAUCAAGCGCUGAUAAAUACCAACAUGAACUGAACCAGGGUACUACUGUUUCACCCCAGGGGGUUCACAUCUCUUCAUUCAGCUUUACUACCUGGAGUGGGUGGAUUUUGGUGUCCACAGUAUGUCGACGGAGUUGGUUCCCAAAAUUGGUGCGUACACCUCUGAAAAAAUGAAUGAGUUGAUCAAGAUGGACGUUGAGGACAGAGGACACCCAAUCCCUUUGUUGAAGACAAGAUCAGAGGACAGCAUGAGGCAUAGGGGGGAAAUCCAGCAUCCUGUAAUUGCUAGCUUUGCUACCUUAGCAGAGGUGUGUUGCAUGAUGUGAGGACAGUACACCAUUUAAUUGACAUUCAACACUAAUAUGUUGCUCUCUGUGCAGAGGAAAACUGGGGUUGGAGGAAUACUUGAUCAAGAGGUGGUGGAUAAGUUCAAGAAUAUAAUUUUACAACUUGCAACUGAACUGAGCGGAUCAGAAGGCGGAAAAAAACUUAGUGACAACAGGAAGACAUCGCUAGUGGAUGAAGCUCUGCUAACGGUGGAGGGCAUGAAGUCAAACAUACUUGAGCUACUACUAAAGGAGAUGGGAUAUGUAAAUAUGACAGAAAAUGAGAAGGCAUGCAAGUUGCCUAAUAAAUUUGAAAGCAUUUGAAAUUAAUUUGCAUUCAUGCCAUGUGUCACAUUUGGUUACUAAUUGUGCAGGUACAAACUAUUUCCUGGAUCUGUAGAUGAAAUGCAUCAUGUGGAAGUGGCUCCCCAAAGUGACGGUUCUGCAACGGGGGCGCAGACGGGGGCAACCAGGGUGCUCGAGCCAUGUGGUGUAGCGGAUGACGCUGCAGCGGUUUCAUACGGGACAAACUCAGAAGAUGCGGCAUUAUCACUUAUCCGAGUGAGAGAUGAGACGCUGAAAACGGGGACGGAGCCUGAGGAUGCAGACAAUGAUGGAGAAUCGCCUCCUGCGGUGGAACACCAUACAUCAGAGAGCUAUGGAUUGGUGACGGCAAGUGAUUUCAUGUCAAAUGCAAGGAUGGAAGAGGACAUUGUUGAAAUCAGAGGUAAACUGUAAGAAGAAGCAUCGCAUGGUAGUGCAGGGUCACUACUGCUGGGAAAUUGGUCGAAAUAACUAUAAUUGUUGAUCUGGCAGAUCGAGGGGACAAUGUAUCUGCAGUAGAUAAAAGUCAAGACGUAGGGCACAAGGAGAUGAAGGGAGGAAAGAAAAUGGCGACCUUGCUAAAGAGAUUAGAACCUAGGCGACCAAAAAGAAAGUGCGCUUUGUCUCAGAGAUAGCUGACAUAAUCCCCCACAUAGCGGACUUGGACAACAAAGCUGAAGGUGAGUCGGCAAAGUUUUGUUUUUUAAAUUCCUGCAUUUUGGUACAUCGAUUCAUUAGUAUGAAGUGCUUCACUCAGGAACAGGGGGCAUGGCCCAUAUGGUGGUGAACCAAGAAAAUGCUACAUGUCAAGAUGAAGAGAUGGGACAAGGUGGAGAUCAAGUAGCCGGUCCAGGUGCGACUGACUGUAAGGCCCUUAUGGUGGUGAAGCAAGAAGAUGCUACAUGACAAGAUGAAGAGGUGGGACAAGAUGGAGAACAAGAAGCCAGUUCGGGUUUGACUUACUAUAAGGCAUCACUUCCAGCAUCAGAGGGAGGUGGCGUGGUGCUGGCUUUGCCAUUUUGUGAGGACGGGCCAGUUCAGGAAUUGGAGAACUAUGUUGAAGCUGCAGUCCAUGGGAUUUCCUCUGUGGGUAAAAAUACAUGCGACACCCAAACAACAAGAGCUGAAGAUGUUUGUUCAACAGGUAUUUUUGAGCUAGUAAACUAAUUUUUUGCUGGUGAGGUUAGACAACGGCUAAUUGAUUGGAAAAUGUUUUCUGAUGCAGCAAUGUUAGUUGGUUUCCUCCACAGCUCCGAAGCUAAUUUGGCUAUCCCGGAGAAGGGAGCAGGUAAAAUGAAGUGCUUAGAUAGGAGGGUGGAAAGACAUUUGUGUAUUUCAAACUUUGAUCUGAACAUCAUGCCUGACUAUGCAGGGGUUAACCAGAUUGAAGUUGAGAAUGUACAGAUUAAGAACACCGAUGACUGCACGCUGGUUGAAGGUCAAACUUCAGGGGGGCAGGACAAGAUGUUUCUACAUUUGCCAAGGGAGCAUUGGUUCAUUUUUUUUGCACGUAGUGAAGUUGGAAAUGGAGGCAGACUUCCCUGGGAAACUAGGACUCUAUAAUGAGCAGCCACGGCCGAAGAGUGUGAUCCUUUUCUAUGAUUUGUUGAAGAAAUGUGACGAUGAAAUUGAUCUAGCAAAGAGAUGGUUUAUGCACGAGCAUCCACAAUGGAUGGUGCUGAGAGGGGAAGAUUUUGUGGAUCAAUUCGGACCCUGGGGGGAGCUAGACAGGCUAGGCAUGACAGGGAUUUGGAGAGCGCUAAAUUGGCUAGAGAACAAGAUGUAUAGAGGAGGGAAGAAUCGAUGGAGAGCUAUUCCGGACCCAAACUUGAUGGUGGAGAUUAUGAUGAAGGACCACCACAACAUGAUAGACUUUGAGUGUGUGAGGAGAAUGCUUUGUGAAGAGUACACUGGGUACAACCUUCGAAAUGUGGAGCAGCUACUAAUGUUGAUGAACGACAUGGAGAGCUGGUCAGUAUAUGCUGUGAACUUGAAGAUGAAGAAGGUGGUCAUCAUGGAUCCAUCUGAUUGCAAUGCUGAUGACUCUACAACAAAAGAUAGGCACUGGCGUAAUUUAAGUAAAUUUCUGAAGGGGUUGAUUCAUUGCAUCAACGAAUGCUUCCCGGGGUGGGAAAUGACAAGGCAGGGCUGGCAAGCGGAGUACAAAUAUGAUCUACAUGAACGUUGCUCCAGGCUACUACUGCAUCCACAUACUGAGAGAGUUCGAUGGCGACAGUCUCGCUAGCCCAGUGACAAAGGGGGCUGCAAAAUACCUACGGAAGAGCCUACCAUACCAGAUGUGCACUAUGGGGGCAAAGAGGCGGGAGCUGCCAGAGAAGAUAGAGAUGAUGAGAGCUCGACGAGCUGUUGAUCAGACCAAGGUUGUGCAUAUUGAUUAUCUCAAAUUGCAACAACCGUGAUGAAGCAAAAACUCCGCUCUAGCAAUAAAAUGUGAUAAUACCUAUGGAUAUCAGUCAGUGGUUAUGUAUGAACAUAAGACUACGUUUGGAAUGGCUGUGCUGCUUAAGACUACGUCAUUAUCUGGUUUCAUGCAAUGUAAGACUUCAAA
This is a messenger RNA of Triticum urartu, 3997 nucleotides long. The record is from RefSeq and is a predicted model, not a curated record. NCBI's taxonomy places the organism in Eukaryota, Viridiplantae, Streptophyta, Magnoliopsida, Poales, Poaceae.